This is a messenger RNA of Bradysia coprophila, 3335 nucleotides long. It is a transcript of the gene Pits, whose product is annotated as Protein interacting with Ttk69 and Sin3A. The record is from RefSeq and is a predicted model, not a curated record. NCBI's taxonomy places the organism in Eukaryota, Metazoa, Arthropoda, Insecta, Diptera, Sciaridae. Gene Ontology annotation, cellular component: nucleus. Gene Ontology annotation, biological process: regulation of transcription by RNA polymerase II. Gene Ontology annotation, molecular function: transcription corepressor activity.
AUUUCGAUUCAGUUUACAUGUGAAUGUGAUUUUGUACUGACGCCUUUCACGAGUGGUUGAAAAUAAUUUCGUUGAAAUUUGAGCAGUAUACAGAGUCUGUUGGUAUUAUAUUAGACUACAAUUUGGAUUUAAAAUCUUUUUAAUUUUGUUUUUUUGUAAAUGAAAUUUUGUGAAUUGAAGAAAUAAGAAAAAAAUCAAUUCGCGAUUGAGAAUAUCGAUUAGUGAAAUUUUCAUGAUUAUGAAGUGUCGACAGAUCUGUUAAUUGGAAUAUUGCAGUUGGAUUCUUAACAGACUAAAGAGGCCGGCCAUAUUUAAAAACUGCAAAAUUUUUAAACGCACAAAUACCAAGAAAACUUCGUUAUAAAAUAAAAGACAACAUAAAAAUAAGAAAAAAAUUUUAAAAAGAAAUAUAUUCUGUUAAAAGGGUGUGAACGACGGUAAAAAUUUAUUUUCGUCUUCUUAUUUAUUUUGUUGGAUUUAGAAGUGUGUUUGACGGUCCGCUGGUUCGAAUUUUUUUAAAACACGGAAAUUUUAAUCAGAUUUUUUCUUUUUAAAUUAAAUUGUGUUUAAGUAUGAAUAAUAUCGUGUUUACAGAUGUAUUUUGUCACAAAAAUAGAAAAAAGUGUUUCAGCAAAUGUUACGUGUUUUCAAUGAAUUAAACUCAUACAACUCACCAUUAGAUUCUUAGGAGAAGAAGAAGAUAAAUAAUCGAUUAAAGGCUAAGUUCAACAAAUUUUUCCUUUUAAAAAUAAAAACAAUUUUCGGAACAGGAUUUCCCAUUUAUUAAGUGAUUAAGUUAAAAAAGCAAACGAAAACAAAUCAAAAUAAAAAAAAUGUCUGUCCAACCGAAACGACAACAUUGCUAUUUGUGCGAUCUGCCCCGUAUGCCAUGGGCGAUGAUCCACGAUUUUUCCGAACAAGUGUGUCGCGGCUGUGUCAACUAUGAAGGUGCCGAUCGCAUCGAAUUGGUUCUGGACACAGCCCGACAAAUGAAACGCGUUCAUACGUCCGGCAAACGUUCGCACGAAAACGGUGAGGUUGCCAGUCAUCGCGGUGUGCCAACCGCUCACCAUCAUACGUAUGCAUUGCAAUCGAGUCAGGGUGGGCCGCGUUUAGCCGACUUUACGCCCAAACUUGAACCGCACGAGGCAACCGUUCGUAUGCAACCGGUUCGCAUUUUACCGCCACACCACAAUAUGACGUUGUCGAAUCGCGUUCAGCAGCAACAACAGCAACAACAGCAGCAGCAACAACCUCAACCACAUCCACAGCAACAGCAACAACAACAGCAGCCGCAACAGCAACAGCAGCAACAACAGCAACAGCAGCAGCAGCAACCACCAGCUCUAUCAGUCAAUCUGAAACGACCACCGCCAGAUGAUGAUGAGCACAAUGAAGGACCCGGCGGUAGUGUGAAACGCGGUGUACAAAUGCAAGAGGAUCCUCAACAACGACCCGCACUAACGCGCGGUGAAUCUUUGCCGUCGGUGCCAUUUGCUCCCGAAAGACAGCAGAGCUUGAGAGACAAACAUCCCGUUCGUGCACCAUCAUUCGAUGCGUCGACCUUCAAGCCAGGAGUUUAUCCAACAACAAUGCAACUUCCACCUGUAUCACUUGGAGACUCAACGCCUCCAGUACCACAGACAUUACAAAGUCCGAUGGCCAAUUUGAUGUCAAUUACAGAGACAUUGCCACCGGGCAGUCCCAGAAAUGGUAGUAGUCCUCCCGGACCGCCUCCACCCAGAACGGCGUCAAGAGGUAGCCAACAUUCGCCAAAUAGUUCAGGUUCAUCAAGUGGUCGACGUUCGUCCGGCUCCCGACACGUAUCCAGCACGACAGUGACAUCAACCGAAGCACAACAGUCACAGCCAGGCAUUGCUGUUAACAUUGGCAAUGGGCCACCACCUGAUGGUAUCGUACCGACAGCUGCCGCUGCUGGUCCGACACCCGCUCCGAAUCCGACAUUGAAGUGUACGCUGUGCCAGGAACGAUUAGAAGACACACAUUUCGUACAGUGUCCAUCGGUGAAUCAUCACAAAUUCUGCUUCCCGUGCAGUAGGGAGAGCAUUAAGCGACAGGGCUCCGGUUCGGAGGUGUAUUGUCCGAGUGGAGAGAAAUGUCCGCUGGCAAAUUCGACGAUUCCAUGGGCAUUCAUGCAAGGUGAAAUUGCAACAAUUUUGGGCGAAGAAUUGAAAGUGAAGAAGGAACGAGAGACUUAAACGGGUUCGGGAAAAGUGUCACACACACAGCGUUUCUUGUGUUUAAAUGUUAAUUUUCCAACAUAAACUGCAAACUAUGUGAACAUUUGUAGAUUAAGACGACGAAGAAGAUUAUAACGAGAUGCGUGCUGUUGGCCGUUAUGACAAAAAUCAAUCAAUUUAUUGUGAUAUUGCUUUAAUAUUAUUCUAAAUAGCAAUUGGGAGUUGUAUACCGUUAGGAGCGAAAAUCAUUGAUUUCAAAUUAUCAUUUCAAUGUCAGGAAGAGUUUAGAUUAAUUUCGGGUGUCAUUGAAAGCGCGCACGCAAAGAAAAAAACCAUUUUACUGCUCCCCUAGACGAAACAUUUUAUCUUGAAGAAAACGUUUGGUUUCGGUUUGUUUGAAACAAAUGUUUGUCCAAUUUACCCGGUAAUCGGAGUCGCAGUAUCCGACUUUCUCAAGAAACGACUACAGCGAUACUAUCUGACAGUAAAACAGAUACGCGCUGAAUGAUCACUAAGUUGGUCGGUGGUCCGGUACAUUGGAUGGUAGGUGACGCUUGAAAAAGAAUUAAAAAUCGAUAUGAACUUGAUGUGAAUUUGCUUGCUGGUUUGAAUUGUGUCGACCAGCAGCUAAUUACUUUGGCGAGGUGAUGCCUCAUUCCGCAUCGGUUUGAACCGUUGAACACAUGUUAAGGUCAACGCGGGUCAUAAUUUGUUACCCCCUCGUAACAGAAUAAAUAGCGCGAGUAACGAAGUAAGCAACAACAAAAAAUCGAAAGGAAAAUAAGAUUUUUGCGCCGUAACAUUCACAAUAUACACUGGAUUUUUUACCAUUUUUUUGUUGUUGUUACGUCGAGGCUAAUAAGCUUGUAACACGAUAAUUUGCGUGAUGAUAGACCGUUUUCCAUUCAUAGAUGGAAAUUUAUCGAAACAUUCAUUGAUAAUAACAAUUAUUUACCCAUAAUGCUAAUGUUAUUGUGAAUAGAUGUUGAUUGUCAUCGAUCACGCGACGCGACGACAUGACUGUGAGAGCAAAGAAUAUGGUUUCGUUUCAUUCAGUUUCUAGUGAGUUGUGUAUGAAAUUCUGAAAUUCCUGUUUUUCUUUGGUUUCUUCAACCCCCCGAGUGUUAUGGAACA